AUGGCUCGAUACAGUACCCCACAACCUGACGACAUUGAGGAACAGUUUCUGUUUGAGCCUGCCGAAGCUUCAGAGGGACAUAGUGCUCCAAGGCGAGACGACUGUAAGGAGAGGGAACAGGUUACAGUACGCACAAGUGACAGAGAAGAGUUGAUCCAGUGCAUCAAGCGAGGCCAAAGGACAACAUGGGUACCCAAACCAGGGCUGGAAGCUCUCUGUGCCGAGGUCGCUUCGACUCUGCCACAAUCGAAUAAUCCCAAUACUGGUCACGUCCAAGACGCUGGGCAAGAAACCGACGUGGACAGGACACAGCCAACUCUGUCAAUCGCGACUUACGCCCUGCGACGUUCCCUAUCUGUUCUCCGCACCAGUGAUCUUACUGAGGACUGUGAUGUGGAUCCGACGGUCCCUGAUACACAUGCAGAGACGUCGAUGCCAUGGAAUCAGAAUUAUCAACCGCACUUCGACAGGUCUCACCCAUUCUGGCAGGCAGACUCUCCGGCUACAUCAAGCCUCCAACAACAACAGGGUUCCCCAACAGAUAUGCUCAGAAGAGCUCGAGCACCUUCGUUAGGGAGCGGCUUGUCCUCGAGUUUCGUUAUGAGAAUCCCUACGAGUCCACUUGUCCACGCGAUCAACAAUCCUACACUGGACUUCUCCCCGAAAGAUUCGCCACGUCUCUCGACAGGCAAAACUGCAAGGAGGAGGACUAUGCCUCCCAACGUGUUCGAAUCGUUACGUAUGUCUCCGGCCGAGCCUGCUGCACCUAGUUUCAGUCGGCCGUCACCGCACGGUCAGGGCCUGAGAGAUAGUGGCGGUUCAUUCUCUCCAGGGCACCGAAUGCGGCGAUCUUUGAGCUCUUUCACCUACCAGCCGGCUACCCCGCCUCAGAUACCUCCCUGGACGAGGCAGCGUCGAACUUCACUGGCGGCAGACAUGUCACCUCGGCAGCGUGCUUCAAUGGUUGGUUCUUUCGAAGAGUCUAUUCUGCGAGGUAGGAUGUCCACACCUGCCUCGAAACCCCUUGACUUCGUCGCCCAGAUCGGAGUUAUGGGCAAGGGUGACUGCCCAGCCAGAUUGAAGUGUCCUGCUCAUGUAACUGUUACAUUUCCGGCUGUGUUCUAUAACUAUCCCUCCGCCAAUUCGUCUAGAUCAAUAUCGGACGACAAUCCCAGUCCGUACGUGGGCAGUAUUGACCUAGAGCGCAACUUGAAAGCUUCGGAGCCUCGUCGACGUUCCCAGCGCUCUCAAGCAAGCCUCAAUCCUGAAGAGUUAGCUGCAGAGAUCACCAAACCUGAGAAUACAGCCAUUGGGAGAGCGCUGGCCAAGGAAACACGGGAUCGGCAAGAGAAGAAUCUUGUCUCGCAGCGCAAAAUCCCUCCUGGUGGGGCGUACCGGGUGCCUCAGAAAGGACAACUUCAGGUCAUCAUCAAAAAUCCCAACAAGACAGCAGUGAAACUGUUCUUGGUACCUUACGACCUGGAAGAUAUGCUUCCCGGAACGAAAACGUUUGUUCGGCAGAGGAGUUAUUCAACCGGCCCCAUCUUGGAAGCUGCAACACUGGAGAAACAGGCCGCCUUAGCUGCUCUCGACCCUCUUAGUGCCAAAGACAUACUUCGCUAUCUUAUCCAUAUCAAGUUUUGCUGUACAGCAAAAGGCUAUUUCUACCUCUACGACACUAUUCGUGUGGUCUUCGCAAAUCGGGCGCCCGACGGCACAGAGAAGCUUCGCAACGAGGUUCAACUACCAGACCCCAGGUUCAGUCCAUACAAGCCUACCACUGGGAGUCAUUCUCGAAGUCCUAGCAUCCCAGAUGAAAAGGUCUCCUCUUUCUCUAUGGUCUCGGUCACUCCGGACUUUGAGUAUCUGGAUGACAUGACAGGGUCUGGCGCGAUGAAAGACGACUUGAAAGCAACACGAGAGUCGUCACCUACCCCGGUUCACCUCUACACCUCUCCCAUAUACCAGAGUGACACGACGAAAGUUACCGAAAAUGCACAUGCCAAGGAGUUAGAGGAAGCCCUAGUUGAGGGAACCGUCUCUCCUACUCCUGGCUUCCUGCCGUCGACCUCUUCUCGUAGCUCUCCCGUGCCUUGGCCAUCGUCGAAUUCGCCUUCCCUCGCACGAGGCUUUUCUCCCGCACCGGUCGAAGCGGGACACGGCCUGCUCUCGCGCAAGCUCAAGGAACUGAACGGUGUUAUGGAAAAACCCUUUGACUAG
Molecule: messenger RNA, 2220 nt
Organism: Cladophialophora yegresii CBS 114405
Lineage: Eukaryota; Fungi; Ascomycota; Eurotiomycetes; Chaetothyriales; Herpotrichiellaceae
Exons: 1
Coding region: 1-2220 (739 amino acids)
Source: RefSeq, a predicted model, not a curated record